Papilio polytes (common Mormon) is the source of this 1279-nucleotide messenger RNA. RefSeq names its product lipase member I-like. The transcript is spliced from 2 exons. Gene Ontology annotation, biological process: lipid metabolic process. NCBI's taxonomy places the organism in Eukaryota, Metazoa, Arthropoda, Insecta, Lepidoptera, Papilionidae. Gene Ontology annotation, molecular function: lipase activity. Bases 21 to 1094 code for a protein of 357 amino acids. The record is from RefSeq and is a predicted model, not a curated record.
UUAGCGGCGGGGCCCGGGCCAUGCACCGACACACCGCGCUACUGUUUACACUGCUCGCGAUCUUGUCGCCGUCACAAGUGACAGCUCAAGGUGCCCGCCGCUCUGAAUCAGACCUUACUUUCGCAGAACUCCUCUACGUACGACUCUCUAGUGCAUGCAGAGCUCUAGUGGAUCUACAGUUUAAUUCAAUGAGCACUCAAGAUAAUAUUACAAAAACUAUGAAAAUUACCCACCUUGAUGAUACUAUGAAAAAAACUUUUGUCAUAGAUACAGCAUACAAAACACUGACGCAACCUGCCAUGUUUGAUAUUACAAAGCAGACGAAAAUUAUCAUUCACGGGUUUAGAGAUAGUUCCCAAUCAUCGGUUUCACAGGAUUUAGCUGACGCGUAUAAUAACAAAAAAAUGUUCAAUGUCUUGUUAGUAGAUGCUGAAGAAAUGAUGAAUAAGGGAUACGUAUUAUCCGUUCACAAUGCUCGUUUGGUUGGAAAGAGACUGGCAAAUUUAUUGGCAAAUUUAGAAACCUUCGGAGCGAACGCUGAAGACUUUCAUCUUCUGGGCAUCAGCCUUGGCGCUCACAUCGCCGGAUGGACCGGUAAAUAUUUUCGGCAGUACAAAAGUCGUUCUUUAGGACGAAUAACUGGCUUGGACCCUGCCGGUCCUUGUUUCUCAUACACAUACGCCGAUCAGAGGCUGGACAAAACGGAUGCCUUGUACGUUGAUGUUGUACAUUCAAACAGGUUAAUUCAAGGCGUCAUAGAACCAUUGGGUCACGCCGAUUUCUAUAUUAACGGCGGUGGGCCGGUGCAGCCUGGAUGUAUGGUGCCAUCCUGCAGCCAUCUUCGAGCUGCGACUGUUUACGCCGAGAGUAUAAAAACACCUAAGUCGUUUGUGGGUAUCAGAUGUAAAAGCUGGCAACAUUUCGAGCAAAAUGCCUGCGAAAAAGACCUCGCUGUGCUUGGGUACGGCUCUUCGAUAAAAACACGUGGACUUUAUUAUUUAAGAACAUCUGGAAGUUCCCCCUUUGGACUUGGAAUGGAGGGAACGAAAAUAAAAAAACUACCUGUCGACAGUUGGUUAAUGGCUUUAACUUGAACGCUAUAACAACUAGUUCCUACUGUGAUAUUUGCCAAUUAUUGAACAGAUUUUACGCAAAAAGCCUGAAAUAUGUAAAACAUUUAAUAGCUUUUUACGUAAUUGCUUGAUGUCAUAAAAACAGUGAAGGUCGAACUGCAUUCGUUCCGUGUGAGUCAAUGUCAAUAAUAUAGUAUAUUUUUAUG